Molecule: messenger RNA, 5217 nt
Organism: Schistosoma mattheei
Lineage: Eukaryota; Metazoa; Platyhelminthes; Trematoda; Strigeidida; Schistosomatidae
Source: the annotation of a GenBank genome assembly
AUGCGAGUCGAUAUGGAUCCUGCCUCCAUUUUUGAGGAUGCACUUAAAGGUCUUGCAACUAAGGAUUUCGAUAACGGAAAUGCUAAACCAUGUGACAGUCUACAAACGUCAGUUAAUGGUUCUAGUGACUUUCUAAAACCUGAAUCUUACAUCACGUAUCCCGACAAUCCACAAUUACCUUCCAUACAAAAUACUCAGAAGGCUUCAGAAGAAGCUCCUAGUGCUUCUCAAAAUGACAUCAUCCUCAGUGCUCUCAUAAAUGCUGGGAUUGCUCCAUCCUCUUUAAAACCUCAAGAAGUUUACUCUAAUACUCCUUCAGUUUCAGUUACUGUGAAUCCAAACGUCAAAGUUCUCAAUGCUCAAGGUACUACCAUACUGAGGGUUGUUCCAUCAGGAAAUGGCAGCAAUUCACCAGUUCAGCAAGCAUAUCCUCCUCGAAUGGCUAGUCAGUUGUUAAAGAAGCCUUCUGAUAAUGGUCUUACAAUGUCUGGAAUUACUCACAUGCCAAAUAUCAUACGGAAAAGGCCUCCUUCGCUUGUCGAAACUAGUCAGCCUUUUUCGAAAAUCAGACGUGUACUUAACCAUGGCCCAGUAGAUAAAGACGUUAGCCAUCAGAUCACAGCAUUUUCUGGUAUGGGUACUGUCCCAACUAGCUCAAGUAAAUGGUAUGAGGCUCCUAAUGUUUCACGACCAUCCUUGCCUCCUCACUGCAUUCGGGUACCUAGUCAUACUCAAAUGACUCCCAGAUCAUACCCGUUGUUAAAACGAGAUGAAGAUAUGGAUGAAGAUGAAGAUUUAGCUCAAGCUGAAACGUAUGCUGACUAUAUUCCGUCAAAACUGAAUUAUGGACAAAAGCAUCCAGAUCCUGUUGUCGAGUCGAGUUCCUUGUCCAGUGUCUCUCCUCCAGAUAUUCAUUAUCGCCUGAUUCUUCCGGAUGAAGUUAUCGAGCGGGCUGGUGCAUUUGCUUGCUCCACCACAGGCGACGGGGCAGGUGUGGGAAAAGGUCGCACCAUUGCCGGAAUAUUAUAUGAAAAUUAUUUACGACAUCGUAAGAAGGCCAUUUGGCUCUCAGUUUCAAAUGAUUUGAAGGUCGAUGCUGAACGCGAUCUGCGUGACGUGGGCUUGGGAAAGAUCAAGGUUCAUUCCUUAAACAAGUUUAAAUAUGCUCGUAUUUCUGGUAAAACUAAUGGACGUGUAAAAAAAGGUGUUAUUUUUUCUACUUAUUCUUCAUUGAUUGGUGAAAGUCAAGGUAGUGCAAAAGCAAAAUAUAAAACUCGAUUAAAACAACUUGUUCAUUGGUGUGGGAAAAAAUUCGAUGGUGUUAUUGUGUUUGACGAAUGUCAUCGAGCUAAAAAUUUAACUCCUAGUGGUUCUCAAAAACCUACAAAAACCGGUCUAACUGUACUUGAAUUACAAAACAAACUACCAAAUGCUCGGAUUGUUUAUGCCAGUGCAACAGGUGCCACUGAACCUCGUAACAUGGCUUAUAUGACGCGUCUGGGACUGUGGGGUGAUGGGACGCCAUUUAAAACAUUUAAUUCAUUCAUCCAAACACUUGAGCGACGGGGUGUUGGUGCUAUGGAAUUGGUUGCUAUGGACAUGAAACUACGUGGAAUGUAUAUUGCACGGCAGCUCAGUUUUCAUGGUGUGAAUUUCAGCAUUAAUGAAGUACUAAUAGAGAACGUCAAAUUAGGCCAUGAAAGCUUUAUUCAUGUAUAUAAUCAGUCAACUGACCUGUGGGUAUAUGCAUAUCGCUUCUUCUCAGAAGCGUCACGUUUAUUGGAUCUAAGUGAUCGUUAUCGUAAAACUAUGUGGGGACAAUUUUGGUCUGCUCACCAACGAUUUUUCAAGUAUCUUUGCAUUGCUGCCAAAGUGGAAAAAUGUGUUGAAAUUGCUAAAACUGCUGUCGAUGAGGGUAAAUGUGUUGUCAUUGGUCUUCAGUCUACUGGUGAGGCUAAAACUCUAGAACAAGUUGAAGAAUAUGGUUUAGAUUUAGGUGAAUUCGUCUCCACUGCUAAGGGCGUGUUCCAGUGUCUGGUUGAAAAGUAUUUUCCAACACCAACAAAUGUUGAGAAUUUCUCUCUUCGAGGGGAUAAACUAGCAUCGGCGGGUGAUCGCAGCUCUAAUACAACUCUCAGUAGAGCAGGACGCGCAAUAGCUGCUGGUCAAGGAAGCGGUCUUGGUUUGAAAGAUAUUUUGGGUGAAAAAAUGCUUGCAAAGCUAGUUGCUGGUGGUAGUUUAUCUGGAUCGAAAUUAAGUGAUGAUUAUGAAAAUUCCAGUAAAGUUGACGGUGUAGGAUCUGAUUCUGAUGACGAUGAUGGUAAUGAACAUUCUGAUGAGUCAGAUGAUGAUGAUUCUGAUUUGAAUAAUCCUCAAAAAGCUAAUGGCUGUAACCUAUCAGAUGGAAAUUCAUCAUCUGAUUAUUACGAUUCAGACCUGGAAGUGAAUUCACCAAACAACAAUUCCAGUCGAAAUAGAUCAAAAAAGUCAGAUUCUUCUAAAAAGCAGUCUCAUUCUGGUAAACGUAAACAGAAGUAUAACCGAGCUGGUGGUUCACCGAAUUGCUUGUCAGAUGAUUCGGACGAAGAUUGGGAUCCGGACGCAUUAUUUGACAGCUUCCUAGCUCGCAACAUGACUCUGUCCAAUUCGACCACUAACAGUGAUAUAACCAAGCGAUUCGAUGACAGCAAGCACUUUGGAGAUGAUAUUUGGGGUGAUGAGUUGACUCGUAAAUUAUCACAACAGUAUCUUAUGGGUCGCGGUUCAGAUUCAGCUAAUCAGUCGCUGAUUGCUAACAAUGAACUGAAGGUUUCUCCCGAAGAAGCUAAACGGCAGUGUACUGAAAUGCAAAGUUUACUUUUGCGUUUCAUUGAAAAGCUUGGUCCAAAGUUACCUCCCAGCUCCCUUGAUGAGUUGAUUGACAAAUUGGGUGGACCCUCACGGGUUGCUGAGAUGACAGGUAGAAAGGGUCGUAUGGUGAUGGGGGAUGAUGGCCGCGUUUCUUAUGAAUCUCGUCGUGAAAGUGACGUCAAUUUAGAACUACUUAAUCUUACGGAAAAACAGCGCUUCAUGAAUGGCGAGAAACUCAUUGCUAUUAUCUCUGAGGCAGCCAGUAGUGGUAUCUCUCUUCAGGCGGAUCGAAGGGCAUCUAAUCAACGCCGGCGUGUUCAUAUUACAUUGGAACUUCCUUGGAGUGCAGAUCGCGCAGUUCAGCAGUUCGGUCGUACACACCGAUCCAACCAGGUUAGCGCUCCAAAAUAUAUCUUUCUGAUUUCCAAUUUGGCUGGUGAGCAGCGUUUCGCUUCUACAGUUGCUAAACGUUUAGAGUCUCUUGGUGCUCUGACACAUGGUGAUAGACGAGCUACAGAAACUCGUGAUUUGUCGCAGUUCAAUCUGGAUACUAAACUCGGACGAGAAGCUUUAGAGUUAGUAUUACGUGCUUGUAUUUGGGGCGAUGAGGGCAUAGUUGAUCCUCCAAACGACUAUAUAACUGACACGCCUUUUGACGUUACUGUCGAUCGGGACAAUUUAAAUGCUCAGUCUUUCUUUAACGAUGUUAAAGCAAGUUUACAGGGUGUAGGUUUGGCUACUGGUCGAUGUCGUGAAAAGGACAGUAAUCAAAUGUCUAAAUUUUUGAACCGCAUUUUAGGUAUACGUGUUCAUAUUCAAAAUGCACUCUUUCAAUACUUUUCGGACACAUUAGAAGAAGUUACCAGACGUGCUAAACGUGAUAAUCGUCUGGAUCUCGGAAUUUUGGAUCUUGGUACUUCUGGUCAGAAUUUGGAAAUAACAUGGACCAAAAGUUUUGAUACAUGGUUUUUAUCAGAAUCUACUCAAGUUCAUUUACACAAAGUAACUGCUGAACGCGGAUUACCAUGGUCGGGUGCUAUGGAAAUAUACACUCAGCAUGAUGGUGUAAAUGACGGUUUUUAUUUGCCCUCGGUUAUUAGUAACAAUAAAAUUGUUAUACCUGUUCUAGCUGUUUAUGUGAAAACUCGUACUACGCGGUCGACCAGUAAAUCCGAUUCGAAAUUAUAUCGUAUCUAUCGACCAAAUACUGGUAUGCAGGCACGACCAAUUGAACUCGAAAAAUUACAGGAACGAUAUACCCGUGUUUCUAAUCCUUCAGAUUGUCAAGAGCCAUGGAGCCGGAUAUUUAAAGAAAGUGCUAGACGUUGCAUUCAUAUGUUACUUCAUGGGUUUUGUUCAUCAACCAUCCAAAGUCGAACAUUAUGUGAAGUCGGUUUACGAACGCGUAAUUACUAUGUUCUUAGCGGGUCAGUGUUAAAUGUAUGGGCUAGAAUUGAGCCUUUUCUUCAGCUGCGUUCAAAUUCUACUCGUUGUAUGCAAGUUGUACGUCUCAAGUCAAAGGAUGGGAAACGUAUUAUUGGAUCCCUUAUCCCUCAAGAAUGUGUCCAGGAUGUUUUGGCUUGCUUGUCACUACCUCCUGAAACAGAGCAUACAUCUUCUAGUGAUAACUUGGAUAAAAAGUGUGGUUUGUCUCACAUGGAAGAAUCUUCAGGAAUUUCAAAUAAUUUUAAUUUAUCACCUCAUAUUCCGAACGUUCCUUGGCCUAGAGGUCAAACAUUCAGUGUAAACCCAACUCAGCAAUCUAGAUUAUACAGUGGUCGUCCACCUUCAUUUAUAAAUCAACGACCCAGUAAUAUUAUACGAAAAAAGAUCCCACCUCAUAAUCCUGGAAAUACGUACCGUGGUUCACUGUUUACUCAGAGUUCAUCUGAACAACGUCGUUUCGGCACACUACGAGAAACUUUAACCACUGAUUUAAGUUAUAUACCAAGUCAUUCCAAUGGUUAUCUAUCUACUACAUUAUCACAAUCUCAUGUAUCCAAUUCUUCUAAAGGUGUGAGUCCAAUGUACUCGAACACUUCUAUACACAAUUUUGGAUCUACUCGUUUAAAUUCUAAUACAAAAAUGGGUAGUCGAUUAAAUGCUGCUCUAUCAUUACCAUUACUCUCUGAUAAUCCUAAUAUUCAAUAUCAAACAUCAUGUAGUAGUAGUACUAUUACUACUAGUAGUAAUACUAAUUAUUCUUCUACAUUAACUAAUCGUAUCAAUGAUAUACCAUUAUCUAAUAUUUCAUCUGUUAAUAAUAAUACAAUUAUUCCUUCUAAUUUCUCAACGAAUACAAUGAAUAAUGUUAAGAACCCUUCAAAUAAAGUGACACGUUUCAAAAUAAAAUGGAAAGAUGGUUAA